Fonsecaea multimorphosa CBS 102226 is the source of this 441-nucleotide messenger RNA. RefSeq lists its product as uncharacterized. The transcript has 2 exons. The record is from RefSeq and is a predicted model, not a curated record. Bases 1 to 441 code for a protein of 146 amino acids. NCBI's taxonomy places the organism in Eukaryota, Fungi, Ascomycota, Eurotiomycetes, Chaetothyriales, Herpotrichiellaceae.
AUGCAGGGUUUUGAGAGGCGGUCGCCAAAUCAUCUGUACCGCAACAGCCUCGUUGCAAUUUUUCUCCGGAAGCUCGAAUAUUGCAGCGCUAUCUUGUUCUUGACAACAAAUCGUGUGUCAGAAUUUGAUGACGCAAUCUUGAGCCGCAUUCAUCUCCCGCUGAAGUACGACAAUCUUGGCCUAGAAGAGAGGAGAUCUGUGUGGCAGAACACAUUGAAACGAGCUGAUACUCCCCACGGAGGGGCCUGUAUCAAGGACCUGGGUUCUCUGACCGCUCCGAAGCUCAACGGUUGGCAGAUCAAAAAUGUUGUCGCCGCAGCACACGCGCUAGCAAUGCAAGGAAAUGCUCCGGUGACAGACCAACAUAUCCAACUAGCCCUUGAUGUGAGCGAGGAGUUCAUCAAGGAAUUUUAUCGCCCUCCAGAGAGGAUGUACAGUUAA